GCAGCUUUGGAUAUUUUAGUCUUUUCACACUUUAAUUUUGCUCUAUAUAGAACAGAGUUGGCUUAGCGUUGGAAAGAGACAAGGCCAGUACAAAAGAAUCCACUUCAACCCAAUUUGACAAAACCCCAUAUAUACACAUAUACAUAUACAUAUAUAUAUACAUAUAUAUAAAAACCAGUGAAGAGGUUAACAAGAGCCAAAGCCAAAGACUACUACAACAAACACCUUCUUCUCCAAGGCAAGCUAGCUAAUUAAUAAGCAGAGAGACCAAGAAUAUUUCCACACAAGAAAAGAAAGGAAUUCAUCAUUCAAAUUUCUUAUUCCCCUUAUAUAUACAUAUAUAUAUAUAUUAUAUAUAUGUAUAUAUAUAAUCACCCUUUUUUGGUACAAACACAAUAAACACAACAACUACCAUAAAUUUUCUCUCUUUCUCUAAUUUCUUAAAGAUGGGAACUUUUAUUUACAAAAUUGCCACUACCUUUGUUCUUCAUAUUCUUCUUGUUAUUGCUCUAUCUCUUAGCUUUUCAGGUGUUAUGUCUUUGGGGAUUAAUUAUGGUCAAGUGGCUAAUAAUUUACCACCACCGGCUAAAGUGUUGGAACUAUUAACUUCUCUCAAAGUAACAAAAACAAGAAUUUACGAUACGAGUCCAGGUGUCCUAACCGCAUUCGCUAAUUCCAACGUUGAAAUAAUCGUGACCAUAGAGAAUCAAAUGUUACCUCAAUUAAUGGACCCACAACAAGCGCUUCAAUGGGUAACGACACACAUAAAGCCAUACUACCCUGCGACGCGGAUCACGGGAAUUGCAGUGGGGAACGAAGUAUUCACAGACGACGAUUCAUCUUCCUUCGUUACCUACCUCGUCCCAGCUAUGGUCAGCAUUCACUCAGCUUUAGCCCAAUUAGGUCUCGACACGUAUAUAAAAGUCUCAACACCAAGUUCCUUAGCUGUCCUCGAAAAUUCCUACCCACCUUCAGCAGGAACAUUCAAAACCGAGGUCAACACCGUAAUUUUACAACUCCUCAAGUUCCUUCAAUCAACAAACGCACCGUUUUGGAUCAAUGCCUACCCAUACUUCGCUUACAAAGGAGACCCGACCCGAGUCUCGUUAGACUACGUUCUAUUCAAUCCAAAUACGGGUAUGAUCGACCCGUACACUAAGUUACGUUACGACAACAUGUUGUACGCUCAAGUAGACGCGAUCAUAUUUGCUAUGGCGAGAAUGGGGUUUAGUAACAUCGAAGUUCGGGUUUCGGAAACGGGUUGGCCCUCGAAAGGUGACCCGAAUGAACUCGGGGCAACGGUUGAGAACGCAGCUACGUUUAAUAGAAACCUUUUGAGAAGACAAUUGGGUAAUGAAGGGACUCCAUUGAGACCAAAUAUGAGACUUGAGGUUUACUUAUUUGCUUUGUUUAAUGAAGACAUGAAACCUGGUCCCACAUCGGAGAGAAAUUAUGGGUUGUUUCAACCCGAUAUGACAAUGGCUUAUAACGUUGGUUUGUCUACAUUGGCUAGUACUACAACUACUGCCACGUCAUCAACACCUUCUUCAGCUUCUAUUUCUCUCACCUCUUCUGCUUCUUCACAUAAGGCAGCUAAAAUGGAUAAUCAAAGCCUGGUGUUGUGGAUCAUGUUUGUGUAUUUGCUGACCUUCCAAGUUUUUAUGAGAAGACCAUUUUAUUAAGCCAAUAAUAUUACUUCAUCAUGUAUAUAGAUAUAUAAAUAAAUAUAUAUAAUUAAUUACUCUUUCAUAUUAAGAAAAAAAAAUUAGAGAGAGAUUAAUUUGGGGUCUAAUUUCUUGGCCACAAAUUAUAUAUAGAAUAGUAAGUAGUAGUAGUAGUACUAUAUCCUCAUUUCAAAAAACAAAUUGCAUUGCAUUAAUUAUUAUUGGUUUCUAAUUAAUCUCUUUUAACAAACAAAAAAAAUAUAUAAUAUUGUAUACUACUACUUCUUCAUCGGACGGCUAUAAUUUCAUUUAGCCUCGAUCAAGGAUUGAUCUCAACCGUACGUUGCCACAUCAUCAUCAUCCUCAUCAAGCUAUAAUCUAGAAGAAAAUUUUCUUGUUUUAGAGAGAGAGAAGAUUAAUUAAUCAACAUGCAAAGCUAGCCAAUUCAUAUCAUUAUUUUUUUACUAGUAAUAAUAGUUUAAUUGUGUAAAGCUAGUAAAAUUAUUUGUGCAAUGUAUUAUUAUUAUUAUUGUAAAACAAUUUGUUAAUUUCACGAUUAAUUAACUUUCAAUCGAUUCUUCUUAUA
Molecule: messenger RNA, 2250 nt
Organism: Cannabis sativa
Lineage: Eukaryota; Viridiplantae; Streptophyta; Magnoliopsida; Rosales; Cannabaceae
Product: glucan endo-1,3-beta-glucosidase 14
Exons: 3
Coding region: 447-1682 (411 amino acids)
Biological process (GO): carbohydrate metabolic process
Cellular component (GO): plasma membrane
Molecular function (GO): hydrolase activity, hydrolyzing O-glycosyl compounds
Source: RefSeq, a predicted model, not a curated record